AAAGAGGCAAGCUUUAUCAGUUCAACUAAUCAUACAAGUCUGUAAAUAUUUAUAUAUGCUAAUAUUGUACAAGUAUCAAUGCGACAAAAGCAAUUUAUUAUUGAUUAAGAAGUCGCAUGAUGAGCGUAAAACACUCAGUCAACCAGUGCAGCUCAACGGAAUAAUAACAACGCAACAAAAGUGAAAUGCCACCAAUGUAUGCUGAAAUCUGUUUGGUGAUUUUGACAAGCGUUUGUUUGUUGUCUUCAGCCGAAAUCAGUGAAUAUUUAAUCAAAUCAGAGCAACUACCAACAGAUCUUAACUUUAUGCCCACGCUGGGUAAUGGACAUAUGGGCUAUACUGUAUUUGGCGAUGCCAUCUUCAUGAAUGGUGUCUACAACGGCGUGGCAGGCAAUAGUCGCCGUGCGCGUAUUCCCAAUUGGCUUAACUUAAGUGUGGCCACAAUUCAAUACGAGGAGUGGGAGCUCGCCAUCAUACCGGAUAUGUUUGAGCUGCAACUGCAAGAUGGGUACUUCCGCUGGCAAUUUGCCUAUGAGGCGAAUGGCUUGCAGCUGAAAUUAGAACAACGCACAUACCCACACCGCUACUACAAUCGUGCAUUGAUCUAUGAACUUUUCGUGCACUGCUCCGGCGCUAUAGAUCCAUUGCUAAUCAAGUUGAUCCGAAAGCCCGGUAGUGAAAGCGAAGCUUUUGACUUCGCACCAUUGAACAGCACCAACGGUACAGUGAGCUAUAAGAUGCUGCAAGGUGUAACCCGCUUAUUAGAACAGCCAAAAUUUCAAACUGAGCCACGUAAGAUUUUCGUGGCAUUCAGUGAUGAUUGGGAGACUGAACAUACCAUCGAACUAAGUGCUGGCCAAGCCGAGUUUUAUUACCGCUAUGUGAUUACUGCAGACGAGAAAGAGGAGAUGGCACGACGGGAAAUGGCUGAAGUUUUAAAACUUACACCGGAGUUACUUUUUCAGAAGCAUGCUUUGGAGUGGCGAACAUUUUGGAGUGAUUUUAAUAUACAGAUUGACGGAAAUUUGGAAUUGUCGCAUAUAGUUAACGCUGGCAUAUUCUAUUUGGCCAAUUCCCUGCCAUCUUUAAACACAAGCCAGCCGAAUGCCGCUUACUUUGGACUCAGCCCAACUGGCAUUGGACGCGGUCAACUCGACGCCGACUAUGAAGGACAUAAUUUUUGGGAUACAGAAAUCUGGAUGCUACCAGCUGUCACACAGUUCAGUACGAGCUGGGCAGCGGAGCUGCUGCAAUACCGAUUCGAGCAACUGCCCGGCGCACGAUAUAACGCGAAGCAAACUGGCUAUCAAGGGGCGCGGUAUCCCUGGGAGAGCGCCUACACAGGUACAGAAGUGAUAAACCCUUGUUGUACCGAGAUCGCCGCACAGGAAAUUCAUAUCUCGCCCGAUAUCCUAUUGGCACUACAGCACCACUAUGCAGUAACACAUUCCAAAGAGUGGUUAUGCCGAGUCGCCUGGCCAAUUGCGAAGGAAGUGGCCGAGUUCCUGGUUAGUCGUGUGAGGGAUGAUGGUCAAAAGUAUCACCUAGAAGGGGUCAUGGGCCCAGAUGAAGACCACUCCAAUGUCAGCGAUAAUGUCUAUACGAAUGUGGUUGUUAAACAGGCGCUAGAGUUCGCAAGCUUUGCGUGUUCCAUAUGUGCUUGCGACGAAGAUCGGCCUCAUGUUUGGUUAGAUAUCGCACGGCGCAUGCAAAUAUUAUAUGACAAGAAACUGGAUUACCACCCACAGCACUUGGGCUACCAGCGCGGUGAGACUGUGAAGCAGGCAGAUGUCGUUCUACUGGGCUAUCCCAUACAGUAUGCCAUGUCCAACGUUACACGACACAACGAUCUUCUCAACUAUGAGGCGGUGACCCGUGAGUCUGGACCUGCCAUGUCAUGGUCGAUGUUUGCCAUUAAUUUUUUAGAUGUCGAAGAUAUAGCAAAAGCUAGCUUAUAUUUCCAAAGAGGCUACAAGGAUUAUGUACGGCCGGAGUUUAAGGUCUGGAGUGAGAACAAAAUUGGCUUUCAGGGAUCAGCAAACUUUCUAACGGGCAUUGGCGGUUUUCUGCAAACAAUUAUCAAUGGCUAUGGUGGUGUACGUAUGCAUUUGAAUGGAAAUCAGUCUAUAAUGGUAAUCCAAAAAACUUACUGCCUGCCCACAAGCAAAGGUUUCACGAUCAAUGGUAUUAAAUUUGCGCAAUCAAGAUUUGCCUUGAAAAUUCGUACAAACGGAACGACAACAUUAAGCUGUGUGGAAAAGGGCAACUUGAACAUUGAGUUAUUUGUCGACUCCAAAAAGUAUGCAAUAGAUGAGCGUUUCUCAAUCGACCUGACUGGAAAUACGGUAUCUCUCCGCACGAUUUAAAUAACAAAUGCUCUUACCGUAUUGUGUCUGGUUUCAUACAACUCAGCUUUAUUGUAGACACUUAGAAAAUAUAGGUUAUUCUACAAUACUAGUUUAUCUUGAACGACUAUUUAAUAAAUGUUGUGAACUGUGGCUACUGAACGCUUGGUAAUCACUUUAUAAUUGUCCGUUUGGGCUAUUGCAA
Molecule: messenger RNA, 2550 nt
Organism: Bactrocera oleae (olive fruit fly)
Lineage: Eukaryota; Metazoa; Arthropoda; Insecta; Diptera; Tephritidae
Product: protein-glucosylgalactosylhydroxylysine glucosidase
Biological process (GO): carbohydrate metabolic process
Molecular function (GO): hydrolase activity, hydrolyzing O-glycosyl compounds
Source: RefSeq, a predicted model, not a curated record